UUGACCAUUGACAUUUCAACGGGUUUCUCGGGUGUCUCUGUGCAGUACAUGAUGUCUUCAAAUUUCUUUAUAAUCUUUAUCUGCAUGUUUUUACUCGCGUUGCAUUUAUCUUGGGGAUAUAAACCAGUAAUUGAAGCCUUUCCCAGCAACAUAGUAAGGAAAAGGGACAGUGUAACAAUCCGGUGCUCAUCUCAAUAUCAGGGGAUAUUACGUUUAAACAUUAAGAGAGACUCUUCCUUCGUAGAUGCAAAGACAGAGGAGCAGGAGUAUAAUUUUUUUGUGCCAAAUGUAGAGAAAGAUACUGAUUGUACCUGUAUUCAAGUAUAUAACAAUAUAUGGAGUGAUUACAGUGAUGUCCUCACAUUAAAAGUAAUAGAUCCAAAAAAACCGAAAAUCUCAGCAGCACAUGUACAGGAUGAUAUAGAAGACACAAAGGUCCUAAUAACCUGCAGCGCACCAGACCCUCCAGAACAAUGCAGAGUUAAGCGAUUUUUCCUGUAUUCAGGAAAGGUGGAAAUAAGAGAUUUGUCAGCUAACGGAAGUUCUAGACAAGUGACAUUUGAAUGUUCCAACCUCACAGCAAAAUACAGAUGUUCUUAUGUUUUAGAAGUCAAAGAAAAAUCUCAUCAUCUGAUUACAUCACCACUCAGUAAUACAGUGACACCUACAAAACAUAAAGAUGAAGAAGAAAAAGGAAGUAGUGACUAUGAUUUUCUAAUUCCAAUUGUGGCCACCGUUUGUGUUAUUCUUAUCUUGAUCCUGGCAGUAAUCUUGGGGAUUUACUUCAAAAGAAAAAACAAACCAUCACCACAAAAAAUGAAAAACAGUGAAUAUCCUCAAGGAGAACAUGCAAAAGCCAACACUGAAGCAACAUACAGCACAAUUGAUGAGACCAAAUUGAGACCACCUCCCGAUGUGGAAGAGAAUAUAGAAGACACAACCGUGGAUGAUGAUAAUGAUGGAAUCACCUAUGCCAGAUUGAACAGUGCAAACCUAAAACCGAAGAACACACAGUCCUAUACACCUGCGGACACCGGCUUAUAUGCAGAAGUGAAAAAGUCUAAACCAAUGUGAUGAAGUUUAAAAUGAAAUGUAAAUUUUAUUCUUCAAUAUAUUAAUAAAUAAUAUAUGUGAUCAAUGCUUGCCGAUAUUGUCUGAUGCACUUACAUUUGUAGAUAAAAUAAAAUG
Molecule: messenger RNA, 1188 nt
Organism: Hyla sarda
Lineage: Eukaryota; Metazoa; Chordata; Amphibia; Anura; Hylidae
Exons: 10
Coding region: 49-1074 (341 amino acids)
Source: RefSeq, a predicted model, not a curated record